AUGAGUUACGAAGUGACGGACGAACCGGCGUUCAACAGCGACGAUCUGAUGAGCAUGGGUCAGUUCAACAUGACUCAGCCGCUGGAAGACAUGAAGCUGGACAAGAACAUGGUCUGGCUGCUGGUGUCGCUGCUGUCGUCAAUCGUAUGGGUCGUGUACAUAACAUUUUACAAUGCGCGCCUGUUCGGUUGUAUCAUCACGAAGCUCGCCAAUCGCCUGUACGUACGCGGUGCGUACUUUAAGAUUGGUGCGUUGACGGUCAACCCACUGGCCGGCAAGAUCAUGUUCCGGGACGUGGUCUACGUAUGCUUCGACUACACGGUGCGUGUCCAGGACGGGUACUUCAUUUUCCGCUGGUGGCGUUCGUACGUCCCGAAGGACGUAUCGGAAGAUUUGUCCCACUCCGACACUCGGCUGUCGGUGAUGUUAAACGGGUUCGAGAUGCACAUCUACAACCGGUCCGAUCUGUACGCUCGGUUGGAGAAAACGUUCGGCUUGAAACCAUCGGUGCUGGUUCCAACGGAGGAUAUGAGCGCCGAAGAGAUUGCCCGCUUCAAGGAGCAGAUUAUGAACGAUGAAAACCAGCGACACAGCAGUGAGGUCGCUGCUAAGAUCAAGAAGAAGCGUCCGGAAGCGAUGACGGCGACAACGUGGCGCGAUCUCAUUCCCGUAAUCAAAAUUGACAUCUGCUCUGGGCGGUUUGCGUUCGGCAAUCGGCUUACGCCGACCACACUGUCGCUGUGUGUGGAAGAAGCGCACUGCGUUUACAGCACGAAGCCGGCCGUCUCGACGUUGGACCACUUCAUGCACUUCGUCAAGGCGAAGGUGGAGAACGCAAAAGUGCUACUGGCACCGAGUCCCAAGUUUACCGGUAUGGUGGACGAACCGCCGCGUUACAUGGGCGAAGGGUUCGUUGUGAUGAUGUCGAGCCUGAUGGAACUGUACUUCUACAUGGACGAGGCCGGUGUGGUGCCGGAGGAACCGGUUACGCUCACUCUCGCCAACGGGGAUGUGGUUGAGGCCGCUCCACCUGUCUGGGGUAUCGACAUAAAGUGCGGCAAAGGGACAGAUUUUAGCUACGGACCGUGGGCGGACCGACAGCGAGACCAUCUUUUUAAAUUCUUCUUUCCACCGGACUAUCAGCCAAUGCCGGUAACACAACCACCGAAACCGGGCGAUCGGCGUGAGGUACGAUCGUUCGACAUAAGUCUCUGCACUCUGAACGAAGCCACGAUCGAUGUGCUGUUCUCUAAAAACAAGGAGACGAACGCGGUCCAUGUGAACAUUGGAGCGGGAUCGUAUCUAGAAGUAACGCUACCGUGGAUCAUUCUUCAAGAUGGAAUGGCCACGAAGGUAACCGGCCAGUUGUUGCACGUUGAGGCGACCACUAGCUUACAGUACCGCAGUUUGGCUGAAUGUGAAACACUGCAGUUUAAUGUAAAAGUUCACUAUCCCAUCAAAUGGAACGAUCAUCAAGAGUGGACGAUCAAUUUGACUGGAAGCAAAGCGACCGCAUACAUCGUUUUCUCGCACAAGGAGUUCUUUCAGGAUCUGAUCGAAGACUGGGCCUCGAAGGCACGACCCGACAUUCUCAGUUUCGUGCCGUACACGUGGAAAUUCGGUGUCAUACUGAAGGAGUUUGAAAUAUUGACGCUCAGCAACGAGUUUAAUUGGAUUGAUUGCUCAAGCACCAACCAGGAGAACCAUCAUCUCGCGUUCUGCGGCGAUCUGUUCGAUCUAAGCUUCUCGCUACCGUUCGACGAUUUCCUUCCCCUGAAACUACCGAUCGUGUUUUGGAUUCACGGUGAGGGACUCGAUCUGAGUAUGUAUUUGCCCGAAAUAUCGAGCAGUCGGUCAAUCCUGUUGGCUUUGGACGAGAAUGCGCGGAUUCUUACGCGCGACGGAAGCGUCCGGAAGCGAUCGGAAUUGUUGCAUAAAAAGUGGCGCCGAGUGUGUUUACGAUCGACCGGUUGGAUCGACUGUUGGACUGUGCCGAUUGUGGCGCUUUCGAUCAAGUACAUCUAUCACCCGAUGCCACCGCUUGGGCCGGAUCCACAGGCGGAUAUUACAACACCGGAAAAGGAGGAAAUACUGCUCAGUCCGAUGCGGAUACCGAAGCUACGCAAAUCUCCGGCCAUCACGUGGACAGCGGUUGCCGAUGGAGGUGCACCGCGGUUCGAUCCAACAUCCCUGCCACCGGACCAGGUGUCGGUGGAGCUCGAAAUUGGCUCAUCGGUGAUGCUGGCGUAUGGUGCCAUCCUACGCAACUUCAUUCAUCUCAAGGAAAACAUUUUCGGUGAGGACCAAACGUUCACCGACAUGGAGCACUCGAACUCGAAAAGCAAUUCGCGCACGAACCCGUUGGUAGUUGGUGGCGGCAGCGGCAAGGCAUCGUCGAAAGACGACCCCUCGAAGUCACUCUCGGAGGCCAGCCUGAACCCCGACGAGAAACCGAAACGUUUCGAUCCUCGCCUCUACCGUCCGUUGGAGGUGAUCGUCAGCGUGACGAUCCACGAUCUGCAAGCACACGUGAUGAAGAAUUGCACCGAAACUGAUCCUCCGUGUCCGAUUGUGCUCAUCGAACGGCUCGGAUUCGAGAUGAAGAAACGUUUCUACGAAACCGAGCUCCAGGUGCUGGUGAGCCCUUCGUUUGUCAUUUCUGCAGAUACUGCCAUCCGUCCCGGGAAGGAUAAACAUUUGCGACAGGGACACUUACUUCUGUCGGCGGUGCAAGUGCGUGGUCACGCAAUGUUUAGCAACGAGGGUCGCCAGUUGGAAGAGGAAACGCUGGAGUACGCAUGGUUGCUGGAGGUUCAACUGGGAAAAUUAUCCGGCAAAAUGACUCUCUCGCAGCUGUGCAACGUGGUGACGGGCCUGGAAACGCUUGCCUUUCUCACGAUCGAUUCGGAAAAUGAACUAAAGUCACCGAAAACGGUUCGUUACUGCCACCACGGCGUUCCAUCGAAUACGUGUCCUCACACGAAGGAAGAUGCCAAGUAUCGAUGCCCGUCGACGGAGGACAUCAAGUACCGGAUGACACGUGUUGCGAUCGAUGCGAUCGAUUUGUAUCUAAUCGAAACGGGAACCGCUAUGCACACGUGGGUAUCCCCGAUACGGCUGGCCACGUGCAAUCUACACGGCCAGCAGGUGAAAUCGGGCAUUACGGGUCUCAUUCCUACGAUUCUGUUGCGUCAAUUCGUGUCAACCGGUGGUCACUACAGUCAGUACAGUAGCGGGAAUUCGCACAGCAACACCAACACCACCGGCAGCAGCCGUUCGGCUAAGCUACACCAUCAAAAUUCGACCAAACAUGCGGAGGAUCCGUCCCACAUCCGCAAGUCAUCAGACGAAACGACGGGCCCUGCCAUGAUAUCGUCCAUCGGGUCCGCUUCAUCUGCUGGUAUUAAGUCGAAUCGCCGCGAGCCAGCCGUUCCUGUUGACCUACCUGCUCAGCAUCCCCAGCACCGGAAGGACUCGAAGGAGCACAAGGACGAUCCGUACGGUUCAAUUUCGAGUAGAAAGGGCCGGGAUCGAGAGGAAGUUUCCGCGAGUGGCACGUACUAUCGGCGCGAUAAGGACGAUCCGUAUGCCUCGCUGCACUCGGCCCGAAACAGUGGGCGAGAAAUCGAUUGCAACGAACCAUGGCUGGAGGUUGGCUGUGUUUCGCUGGGUCCGAUCAUUAUCGAGGCCGCUUCGGCACUUCCCAUUCCGGAGCAUUGUCUGCAUCUGGUGCAGCAUAGCUAUCUGAAGGUGCACGACGAGAAGAACAAGAAGCUGUGGUUCCUCUGGUCAAGCGCCACCGAUCCGGUGCGAUGUGGUUGUGUAGGAGGUUGUGCCUUUUUUGGCACCAACCGUAAUGGACCAAGAUUUUUCAAACCAUCGGCCCAGGAUAUUCAAGAGUUUAUCAACAUCGCCCGAUACCACAUACACCAGAACGGGCGGGAGUACGGAUUUGGACAGAGUUUGCUGCACGAAGGGCAGCUCGUGUUCCACACGCCUCCCUACAGUCUGCAACCAGUGUCGCUGCAAGAAUGCUAUGAAUACAUCGGAAAACCCAGUCUGCACCGUGCUGGUGGUCACCGUCAUCCGCCGGCCCACGGUGGUGGGCCACCAUCGGCCUGCUGUGGCACAACGGCAGACAGUAAAUCACCCCAUAUGACGCAGAAGCACGACACACAAAAAUCGGUCAGCUCCUCGGCCGACAUUUCACCCAACAGCACAUUGUUAAAACAGGGCGGAAGCUGCUCCUUGGCCAGCGCGACCAACUAUGCCGUCAGUAGUGCUUCUACGAUGGGUGCUGAACAGCGGUCCGGAAAAUCGUCCCUCGAGCGGUUGAAAGAAAAGGACACCGGCUCACCACACGGAUCGGAGAGGGUCCGUGGUCGUCGCUUCUCCUACACCAGUGGAAGACAAAGCACGAUUUCGCACGAUGUGCCCUACAGUCGGCUGCUGGAUGCAAGUCCCAAAACCACGGCCAAUAGCUCGAAGGUGUCGACUCCGACGCCGGGUCGUAUCGAUUCCGAAUCACGGUUGCUCGCAUCGAAAGGAUUUAAGGUGCCCAAAGCUUCCAAAAUGUCUGCUUCGGAUUCGCGACUGAUGGCAGAAUAUUUGCAGGGCGAACUGUUGGACGUGUCCGCCGUGUUGCCGAUGGGUGACGAUCAUGCGGCCCACGCGCAGCACUUGCCGCCGCAUCAUUCCCUCCAUCAUUCCCAGCAGCAGCAGCAGCAUUCCCAGUUUCACCACAACCCGUACCCGCAGCACCAUCACCACUCACCGGUGCCAAUGGAAAUGUCACACUCUGCGCCGGCUCCCGGCCAUCCACUGCAGUCCGAUUCCGAGCAAUCGCUCGGAGGGAUCGUUCCUGGUGGCGUUUUACGGCCACUGCCCUCCGACGACGUCAUAAUGCGUGACGUACAGCGAACCGUUUCGCUUACGUCGGAAAACCCUUCCGAAGCGUUCUUUUCGGCCGACGAAGAUCUGCACGCAUCGCGCAGCUCUAGUCUAAAGGCGAGCGGAAUCGACCAUCACGUGCAUCCGGCGGCGAUACAGAAGAAACGCUUCGCAUCCGAUCUCAGCAUCGUCGGGCCGAACGAGCUCGAAGGUCGCUUGUCGACGCAUCGUAGCGACUACGAGAUUCACACGCCCGAGCACCGAAGCCUUCCGAUGCGGCCCCAAUCGACCGCUGAGCUGAAUGAGGAGGAACGGCGCAUCCACGGUCUAGCGACACCGCUGCGUAAGUUUAGCAACAUUUCACCCCGUCCAGAGUUCCGUCAUUUUAAGCCGGUCUAUGAUGUCGAUCCGCAGGAUUCUUCCGAAUCGCACUCGCUAUCGUCGAGCUCGUUCAUCUCCGCGCUUUCGUCACAGGAAGACAUCACGCUGGUUAACUUGCAUAUGCAGAUCAACCGACCGAUAGUGGACUCACCACUCCUGAUGGCAAGCUACGUGACGCACCUGGCCCAUGUGCGCUGCUCGAACUGGACGCACUGCUCCAUGCCCAUGGGUGCGGAUGCAUUCUCAAUGCCGCUCUUUCAGCAGAACGAAGACGGUGGCCUAGUGUAUAUCGGUGGCAAGUUGAUACCGCACUUUGAUACCUAUUCGAACUGGCGUGAGGUGAAAAUCAUUUCGCGCUACGAUGGGCAGCCACCGGCGGCGACGAGCGGGGGAUCCGGUUUCUCCACCCUGCCGAAACCGCAUCCUUGGGAUCCGAGUGUUUUGGUGCGCAGCAGCUUCGACAAGCAGGAGAGCAAGGAAAGCGAAAACGAGUUUCUCAGCUCGCAGGGUGAAAUUGCAACGCGCAACUCGAUCGUCGUCCGGUUUAAAGGGCAGGUCGACGUGAUGCUGACACCGUUGCUGCUCGAGGGUCUGCAGAGGAUGAUCGAGUCCCUGACACCGACGCUCUCAACGCUGCAUCCCCUUACGGUGGUCAACGAUAUUCAUGCGUCGUGCGUACGCAAAGUAGAAGCAGUCAAUAUACUGAAGCGUGAUCAGUCGCUCAGCUACUGGUCGCAAGUGCAUUCUAACUCGAAGCGAUCGACUGCCGAACGUAACCUUCAGGGACCCGGUGGACCGGUGCUGACGGACGUUUACGAAGAAAGCAUUUCGACGCAGGUGCAGGGCCUUAUCGUCCUUCCCAAGAUCAACGUCACGCUAAUCCAAAGUUCGGUCGUCGAAGAAGUGAUCUCCUUCGCUGCAUUGGACAACGUUCAGGAGCUGAGCUGUGCUUCGCUGCUGGCGGUGUGCUUUGAAGGUGUGUCGACCCGCUUCCACCUGGGCAAAACGACCAAAGCUUCGAUGCACACGGUUUACACACAGCCCACCGUCCGAUCGGGAGGACUCAAGAAGAGCGGUCUCAUUCGUGGAACGCGCGCUUUGUUGGCCCAUUUGUCUUCCCAGACGCGCCCGGACAACGUUCCCGGAGAACCUAUCUUACUCGAAACGUCGGAAAAGCAGCUCGAAGAGUUGAUCAUUACGCUGGACAUUGGCAAAGCGCACGCGCAGUUGCGUCGACUGAAAAACGAAUCGGCCAACCUGCCCGACUCGCAGAUAGUGAUAACGGCUAUACCGGCGCACCGAAGCCGCGCCAUGUUUGACUGUACGCGCAUUCCGGAAGAAGCGGCGGCCACGAUGAGCGACGGGAGCGCUAAUGCGAACGGUGGCGUGGGCUACAUUAUGUUCGAAGGCGGCUUGGAGGGCGUGAGUGUGAAGAUUGUGAAGAGAUCGCAGUUUGAGAAAUCGGAAAAUGCGGCAGAAACACUAAAAUCUGAAACAGAAAUAGCACCACCCCACCAGUCGACCAUACACUCGGAAGCAAACCAGAACAGCGUAACAGCGAACAAUCCACUCAAUCUGGUUACGCUCCUCAACGAAGCGGGCGGUAAUAUGGCCGCCGAGGCGUUAGCAAAGUUUGGCAUGAAGAAACCAGGAACACCUAAGGCUAGUGCAGCCACGAAAGAUCGUCCGCUGUUUGAAGGAAAGUCAAAGGAAAAACCGGCCGCUUCCUCGGCAAUAACGAGCGACGGUGGCAGCAAGUCGUUCAAGACGGUUCUCGUUUCGGAAGACACAGAUCCAUCCACCAUCCGUAGCUCGUUUGUUGGUGAACCGCCCGCAGUGGGAACCGGCCAUUCAGCUCAACCGGGACCAUCGACGACAGCGCCCGCAACUGGAAGCGUGCCUGGUGCUAGCGGGCAGCAGCAAUCCGUAUCGUCGAAUCCUCCGGGACCUAGCUUCGAUGCGCCAGCAGGAGCAAACACGGGAACAAAUGGAAACGGAACGACCACCUCUGCCGGUGUCAUUGUUCCCUGCAGUAACGAUAAUGGCAAAACUUCGUCAUGUGUGAUCGAUUUCAAGACGGUUUGGUUUAACUUUGCCGCUCCGCCACGAUCACCGAUUACUCGCAAGAUCGACUAUACACGGCUCGACUGGAAUCUGCUCAGUACCGCUUCGCCCGCCAUCACGGCAUGGAUGAAUCCGAGCAAUCGGUUUGCCAUCAAAAUCGUUGCCCUCAUGAAAGCGAUGUACAUUCGCCGGACAGCCAUUACGGUGGCGCUGAUGGCCGACGCCUGGGACCGACCGUCGCUCCACCGGCCAGUCAAGAGUCGGUACGUUGGAAAGUUUACACCGCUCGCCAAAACGCUGCAAGAGGAUCCCAGCUGUCAACUGUGUACGGUGCUGCAGAAGUACGUGCUCGAUGAAAAUGCUGCCAAGGUGGAGGAGAUCCUAAGGCAGCAGUAUCUGCCACUGUUGAGCACCAUGCGACAAGCCGUAAUUGUCCUAAGCCGCCAGUGGAAGAACGUACUCUACAAUCCGAUGCUGUUUGAGCACCAGUAUAAGGGAAAGCUGGCGAAGCCGGUUAACGUUACAUUUGCAUUACCACAGGACGAGGAUGCCGAAGACACGGAUGACAUCGAUACGGAUAACUAUCCGGUAGGAAUCGUCGAAAGCCAUCCGCUGCUGGAGGAGGAAAACGAACACACGAUGCUGCUGGGCCAGUGCAUUCAAACGCAGCACCAUCAGCAGUCGGCGGCGGCGGUGGCCGUGUCGCAGCACCACCACCAGCAUACCGGUCAGCCACCACACCAUGUAAUCAAAAUACCAGAUGAACCACCGGUGCCGUCGGCGGUGCACAUGGUGACGGCAACGUUGGGCGAUUCCCUUAAUACCUCCCCCAGUACCACUAACACUUCGCGCAAGAACAACAAGCUGCGCAAGAAAUCGUCCGUAAAAAGUUUCAUUCCACCGGCAGCGCCACCGUCGCGUGCCAGCAUUCAGAUGUUCCCGAACAUCUUCGAAAAGCAGGACCCUACCAUCGAGUACGGCGCACUGCGCGAGGGCUCCGUCCCGUCCGUGUGCAGCUCGUCCGACUCGAUGGACAAAGCGUGGACACCGCCGGCCAACCACAAGGAGGACCUCUACUCGUGGAUGGCGAAGCAGCAGAGCGAAAGCACCAAGCAACGCGAAAAGCAGAAAACCACGCAAACCAAUCGGACCCCGCUUCCUGGCCGCCCGGCAAUCCACUCGGUAAAGUACAUGCAGGAUAACAAUCGCAUCCUGGACGCGCACCUCAUCUUCGAGCCGAUGCUCACCUGUCUCGGCGUGAUGCCGCAGCAGAUGAUCAACAAUGUGUCCAGCAAGGACGUGUCGUCGCUCGAGAGCCUCGGCACCAAUCUGUCGCUCGUGUGCUCGUUCGACACGAUUCGCAUCGACAUUGUUGUGAGCGAGGCGGGCGAUGGCAAGAAGCCGUCGAAGCAGAAGGAACCGAAAAAGCGUGGUAACGGCAAGUUUGCCAUCAUAGUGUCGGGCGAACAGCCGGCGUUCCUGUGCGAGCAGGUUGGCGUCGAGCUGGAGGUGCUGAAGAUGACCGAUGGCUUCCCGGACGACACGAAGCCGGCGAUGCUGUACGUUUCGCGCGGGCAGCUGAAAAAGCACACCAGCACGGUCAUCAACUUUAGUCUGAACGUGCGCUACAUCUCGCAGCAAGUGAACAUGCCGCUGCUGCGCUUGCUGCACCAGAUCACCAACAUGUACCAGAACGUGAAGGAUGCACAGAAUGAAUUGCGUGAACAGCCGGACCACGGCGGGAAGCGCAGUGCACCGCUGAAGGACGAAUCGAGCCUCGCGUCGGAGAUGAACGAUCCAACGUUGAUGGGUUCGCUGAACGAACCGCUGAUGGCGCACAUCGAAACGUCCGGCAUUUUCGAUUACACCGACGAGCGGUACGACAAGUUUAACGAGGAUAUCUCCACGAUGCGACACGAGCUACGCCAUUCGAUCAGUCGCAGUAAAAUGCCCACACUAGGUCCAUUGAUUCCGCUGACACCGUCGCCGAAUUCCCGCAACCGACCGCACAGUUUUGCGCAAAAACUGCGCAGCACCAGCAAGUCGGUGAAGGGCAAGCUCGGGUACACGAACCUGAACGAAGCGGUUACCACACCGAUCAAAACAAGUCCGACAGCGGCCGCCAGCGGGGGCUUCACAUUUUCCGAGGCACACUCGAAGCAGUCACUGGAAGCAAAAAAUUCGUUAACCGGAGGACUGUCCAGCACGUUCGGUGAUUUCACCGCUCCGUUCGAUCGAUCGACCUUCACGGGCCCGAUUCAUGGGAUAAUGGAUACGCCAAAGUGCUGGAAAACGGUCUACCAUCUGCUGGAUCUGUACUCGGCAAUGCCGGAAACGAAGACCAUUGCUCAUCGUGUAUCCAUUUCGCCCGAUGCGGUUGAACAGAUCAAGGCACGAAAGUACAAUCUGUUGCAUGAAAGUAAGAGCGCCCGAGAGGAGGACGACAUGCAUGCGGGUUUGCCGACGGGGGGCGGUACCGGCGGAAGCGCGGCUGGUGCCGUGAAGGACGUGGGAAUCGUAACUCAGGAACGAACGCGCUUGGUGGUGUUCGGGGUGGCUAAAAUACAUCGGACUCGGCUACUGGCCACGUUGAGCGGACUGAAGCUGGAGGCAGAGAUAACGGCCCUCCACAGUAGCACCACGUGGCGCAAGAAAUCGCGUCCCGCAUCGCUCGAAUGUUCCCUCACGGGACAGGUCGGUCGAGCUAUGAUUGUGUUACUGGAAGGUGUCCAACCAAACCAACAAACGACGGUGGUGAGGGUUACGAUUGGCAAAAGUCAAACGCUGUACUCGAGCAUCACGCGCCGUGGAAAGGACAAAAACAAUGGGCUGCUCUCGAUCGGUAUCGUCAACGUGGACAUACCGCAGCAUCCGGUCGCGUUGCAUGGUAUGAUGACGCGCAGCUCGAAGCAGAUCUCGUCCACGCUCCAGGAGCUGCGUGUAACGCGUACCUCCGCCCGAUUGACACGCCAGAAUGAGGAACCGGAAUCUCCACUGCACCAUCACCAUCACCACCACCACCAUCAUCACCAUCAUCAUCAGCAGCGUGAUUCGCGCGAGAAGGGCCCUGCGGCGGGGUCAGCCAACCAACGAAAGCACAGCACCGCCACCGUGCGUACGAUGACGGGAGUUUCGUUAGGGGCCGGUGCUGGAGCAGCCGGUAACAAUCCGAGCGGUCUGCUGCAACCGCUUGUGAUGCAGUUUAACAUUAUCCUGCAAAGCCUCUCGGUCAGUGCGGCACUGUUGCCUUCGCUGCAGGCACAGUACAAAAUGGAUCACGUCUCGUCGACGGGCGUGACCGGGAGCAAGGCAAAGUUCACGAUCGAUCUGCCCAACCAUUCGCUCAGCUUCACGACCAAGAUUCAAACCACCGAAACGAACCUCCCGUCUGAGGCGUGCAUUGCACUGCCACCGGUGCACGUUAGUGCCGAGUACGUGCCGGAGUCCACGACCGAGGAGGUCCCCAUCGAUGGGGUCGUCCUGCGACAGGGUGGCUAUCUGGCGGCGUCGGCCGAAAUCGGUGUCUUUGAGCGGUGCCUCACGACGGAUCUGCUAAAUCAUCUGGUGUUUGUGCAGAAAGUGUUCAUGAAAGAGGUGAAUGAAGUGGUGCAGAAAGUGUACGGUGGCGAGAAACCGGUGCCCCUCUGGCUGGAGGAAUCCGAAGAUAAUGGGUCGACCAUGAAACGGAUACUGUUUUCGCUAAACAUACGCGUGAAGAGAAUCCAGCUGACCGCUACUACCCCCUGCUCGUCCGCUGUCCGGUUCGAGACGGGCCAGCUGGAGUUGCAUCUGUCGAAUCGCGUGAAAAACAUUGCCGACGCAUCGAACACGAAGCUCUUCGGGAAGGCACAGAUUGAUCUGAACCUUUCGCUCGGGCAGAUCAUCAAGAACGUUAUCUUCGAUGAGGCCGAACCGGAGUUCCAGCAGCACGCAUUCUUCAACACCACCAUCGGGCUGCGGAAUGCGUUCCAAAAUGAGAUGCUGAACGACGACAAGGAGCUAGUGCUGAUUACGCUCAAACGGCCACUCAUCUACGUGCAACCGAUCGCCGUCGACAAAGCCAUCCUGGUGUGGUUGAACUACAAGAACGCGUACGAGUACUGGACGGAGAAACGGGCCAAUCUGAACAAGGAGGUGCUGAUGGCAACGCAGCAGGUGCUGGAAAAGGUGCCAUUCGGCCAGCUCAGUCACCAUCUGGCCACGUCGGCCAAUCUGUCUACGCUUUUCCUCCAGCUCACGGUGGAGGACAUGGGCAUCUGUUUGCCGCUGAAUCAGGCCCCCCAAAUCUGGGGCAAUCGGUCGGUGCAGGAUUUUGAGCAGAAAGGUGCCGUCGUCAUCACGCUCGAGAACACCAUCAUUUCGGCGUGCAGCUCCGGAUCGCUCGUUUCCAACGGUCGCUUCGUCGGGCUGUGUUUGCGGUUUGCCGACGACUUUGACUCGUCGCUCGACGAGUGGAAACCCAACAUGAACGAUGCGAGCAUCAUGAAUCUGUGCGUGGUGUCGGAGGGCACGUACGAAGUCUGUUCGCGUACGAUCGCUGCCAAGCACCCGGACAAUGCCAAAUGGUUCCUGAAUGUAAAGUGGCAGAUGGAAGGUGUGGACAUUCAUUUGGACGUCAACAUUGGCAAGCAACUGUCGGCCCUGGGGCACACGCUGACCAUGCUGACCGGUUCGGAGGACGACGAACCGAUCUCGUCCGACACACCCGACAGCGACGAUAUCGAUGCUAGCGGACCGCAGUCGGGUGGCAAAGAGUCGAAGUCACGCAAAUCGGUUGACUCUUUACCGUCGUUCCUGUUCGACACUACGCUCGAUCCGAAGAAACGGUCUUUGCUAAUGGAAAACGAAAUCAACGAGCAGACGAAGAUCGUGAACGAUCUCAGGACGCUCGGUGCUUCGACGAAGACGAUCGAGAACGAAGAACGGCGAUUGCAGGAGCUACAAGCCGUUUACUACAAGUACUUCCGGCGGGACAUGAUUCAGAAAUGGAAGCGACCAGCGAUGCGCAAACCGAUGCUGAAGGCAGCAAACCGUUCCCGUUCGUUUAUCGCACCGUCCCCGACCAGAGAGGAUCUGAUUGACGCCGGUUGCCUGGUGGACGGUAUAGUGGGAUCAACGGGUGGUUCUGGCCCGCAGGCCAUCAGCAGCGCUGGUGGUGGAGCUAGUAGUGUGCUGGAUGCGUUCACCGGAAGCGAAGACAUGAGCAGCUUGCAGGAAUCGCCCAAUUCGGGCCCUUCAAGGACAGCCUCGUUGCGGGUGAAAAUUCCACCAAACUCAUCGCGCGUUACGUUUACCGAGGCAAUGCGCCAAUCGUCCCUGCCGAGCGCCGACUCGGACGUGGCCGCGUAUUCGGAUUCCGGGCUCGAUUGGCCGCGGUGCGACUCGAGCUCGGUUGCAUCCGAUGUACCGCAUCUGCUCGAAAUCGAUGGUGAACAGGUUGAGCUGCGAAAGAAGAGUCCAAGCCAUCCGCAGAAGCAGCAGGAACCGAACAUUGACUUCGAGCUCGACAUUAAGGUGUUGGUCAAUUCGGGCAAGUGCGUGCUUCACACCAAAGAUAUCCACGACGAGCGGUUGUCGUCGACGAUCGGUACCAAUAGCAAUGCCACGACCGCGUCCACGACGACAACGGCGAAGCACCAUAAGCGGGAGCGAAGCACAGGCGGCGCAACUGACUGGGGAAGUCCGGUUCCACCGCGUCGGAACAAGGAUAAGUCGCGGCUUAAGUACAACACCACUCCGUACACAGCGCUGGUCGAUCUGACCAUUUUCCACAUUCCGGGCCUGGACGUGAAGCUGCAGUAUCAGUCGAAAACCCUGGGCGGAGACGAUGCUUCGCCGCGUAUGAGCACCAGCGAUCCGUUCGGGGCCUCUCGCAAGCUGGCCACGAAACGGGCCACCCUGUUCGCGUGGAUGACCCUGCAAAGCAUUCCGGAGGAAACGAUCAUCUCUCCACACAUCCUCGAGUUUCUUGAGCAAACGCUCGAACCGAUCCCAUCUUCCAAAACCGGCGGUGGAAUCGGAAACGGAAGUGCUGGAAGUGCCGGUGUCGGUGUUGGUGGUACGGUAACGGCCGGUGGUCCCUCGAAUCCGGUAAAUUUGCCGAUGCUCGAACACAACUAUGCCGCCGUUUACGCUAGCUUCCCGGUGGAUGUGGUCGUUUACUUCCACAUGCAACCGUCCACUUUCCGUUUCUCCUGUUUGCCCGUUUCGCGCGUCGAGUGUAUGCUGCAGCUGCCAAGUUUGGACAUUAUUUUCAGCUCAAACCGGCAGGACGACGAGGCGGCCGGGGUGCCGGGUGCCUCGGGCGAUACCAUGCCCGGUGGCGAAGGGGGGAAAGCAGCCGGCGGGCUCAGCGUGACGGGAUGUUUGGCUGACUUUAACGUUUACAUCUUCCACCCGUACGGCGGCAAGAAGAGCAAUCUGAAGGAGGCGCACCAAUUCUCGCCCCUUGCAGACAGCGAACGGAAAGACUCGCUGAGCAUCAACGUGGAGUUUGUAAAGUUCCACAUAACGCGCUCGAAGAAGAUCAACAUGAUCGAAACGGGUGGCCUGCUGCGCAAACAUUCCGACCAUUCGGCAUCGAAAGCGGUAAUACGCUUUUCGACCAUCGUGGACAUUGGUUCGGCGUCGUUCAAGUACGAUAUGCGCCGGCUGACGGAGAUCCUUGCUUUCCCGAAGGCCUGGUAUCGGCGCAGCAUCGUGCGGCGCAUGUUUCUCGGUGAUCUGAGCAUACCGCAGGCAAGCAUGUGCGAUCUGGAAGUGCCGAUACCGGAGGCCAGCGGUAGUGGACAACAGGAGGGGGGACCCGUACCGGGCGGAUCCUACGGUUCGACUGUUGGCGAUGGAUCCGAUGAAUCGUCACGGCGGGCGAUGAGCCGCGAUCGGUUGCGACUUAGUUUGGAGAAUGAUCUAAACAAGACGCAAGCCAGUGUCGGGCUAGGAACGGGUGGAAGCGGAGCCAGCAGCGCAUCGUCGACGGCCAGAAUAAAGGAUCAAAAAUCGUCCAGCCUCGAUUCAACGUCGUCGCCCUCGGAUGUGAACCAGAUCACGUCCUGGGAAACGUUGGUUCUGUUUGCGGUCAACUUUACGAAGCUGAACGUGCAGAUGAACAUGGGAAAUGUGAUGGGAAAUAUCGUGUGGCUGACGAAGGCGUUCCGUAGCGAUGGCCGGCUCAGUAUUGGCAGUACGGGUCACAAGAACAUGUACAUUGGUGUCGGGCUCGGUGGAUCGUCGUUGGAUGCGAAGGGUGGCAUCGUCGGCGGUACGAUCGAUCUGAAUCGGAUCGACACGUACAUUCACAUCCGGGAAGACCCGGGUUCGGAGCCGGACCACAAGGUGGGCAUCAAGCUGAAUGCGCUGGAGCUUAAGUUCGAUUACAUGGGCACGAGCGUGCUGAUGACGCGCGUUAGCUCGCUGAACGCGCAGCUACGGGACGAGUGGAAGUUCUCGAAGGACCACGACUUCACGAACAAACUGCCCACCAACUAUCCGGCGAUCAUUCUUAUCCACGGUGACCUGUCCUGGGACCAGCUCCAGAUGAUGAUCUCGAAAUCGACGACGGCCGACAUACUGAAGAUGUUCUACAAGUUGGAGGAAUUUUUCUCUCAGCAAUUCAAAUCGUCGAAGCGUGUCUUUUCCAGCCUCGAGCCGCGCUUGGCCAAUCCGUCGAUGCGGGCCAGUGCCCGCCGGCGUGAGGAGAAGAAAUCGCUCGGUCACGAGGCGUCACUUCACGAUGCGCGUCACCAUCGGCACUGGCAGCGGCCGCUGAAGCAAACCAAAGGCCUCUGGCUUUCGACGCUCGGUGUGCCACUGUCGAACAUUGGCACCGUGCUGGGCGGUACGAUGGAGCUGCACGGCCAGAAUAUUUCGCUCGCCUGCUUCCACGGCAUAAACUUUAAGGCGAAAUCGUGGGCACUGUUCAGCCUGAAGGAACCGUGUAUCGACUUUGCGACCGAAGCGCAGCACGUCGAGUCGACCGAGGAGGUGCACAUCAUCCAAACACUCACGUUCGGACUCGGCAUGAACAGUCAGCAGCCACCGCAGCACCAUUCGAACGCAACCGUCGUGCGGAUGUCCCGGAACGUUAUCUUCCCGCCACAGUUCAAGACGCUGCACGAGUGGUUCCACUACGCGUUCGCGAACAGCGAGAUCGAUGUUGAUCGGUUCCCGGUGAUCGAGCGCGAUAAGGAACACAACACCAACUCGAUCGAGCGAGCCCGCGGCUCGGGCGCCGGCGCAGCGGCCCAUCCGAAACUGCAGGAUCCAAACCACAAUCGGGAAGUGAUCUUCGCCCUGCCCAGUCUCCAGUUGCACUUCAAAACAGAACACCUGCAAGGCAUCUCGACUCCAGAUACAACGCAAGACAAACCGAUGGUCGAGUGCAGCUUCAUAACGUCCUUCGAGGAUCACAUCUUCGUGACGGUUGAUGCGGACGCAUUUUUCUUCCUGCAUGAUCUCAUUACUUCCUAUCUUAGCGAAAAGGAGAAAGUGCUUGGCACCAUCAGCACCAAUCGAUCCUCGUCACCGAAUCCAUCAACAGUCACCCCACCGCCGACGGCCACCGUUGGUGGCACUGCGAGUGGUCUGUCGGUUCUCAAGUCGGCCAAUUUGCUGAAAACCAGCACCGGAAAUCUGGGACCGUCGGCACCAUCGCUGUCGUCGCUUCGCACGCAAGACUCAACCUCUAGCCAAUCCAUCGGCAAUGGUAGCGCCGUAGAUUUGAACGAGCUCGGCACCUCAACGGCGGCACCCACACUGUCCGCCCCCGGUCCCAAGCAAGCCCGCUUGGAGGAUGUUGGAAAAGUGGACGGUGGAGCGGCCAGUACAACUGGGGGCGCCAGCACGCUGUCCAGUGGAGGGAGUGGUGCACUGGGCACUGGCAAACACGUAAACAUUGUGGUGGAGAAAUCCGACCUGGAAUCGUUCAUGCGCACCGAUUGGCGACACUUUAACUGCAAAACAUGGCACCUGGAACCGACAGUGAGGUUACUGUCGUGGGCGGGCAAAUCGAUCGAGCCGUACGGAAUCGAUUACAUACUGAACAAGCUUGGCUUCAGCCAUGCCCGUACGACCAUUCCCAAGUGGCUUCAGCGUGGUUUUAUGGACCCCCUCGACAAGCUGGAAGCUCUGCUCAUGCUGCAGCUGCUGGUGAUGGUGAAGGAUAACGGUACGUCCGAGGUGAAGGAAUCGGGCAAGGACAAGUGAUAGGUUCUGGCGAAUAAACAGUCUGAUACGCACUCGCGGCCGCACGACACCAUAGAGAAACUGUAGUAGCAGUCGCGGUGCCCAUAAGAAUGCUCAAUCCUCUAUAAAUAACGCAAGCUACCGUAACUUACUCUAGUCGCGUUCAACAAAGCCUAUCAAUAUAUCGAACGGCGGACAUAUCGUGCUCUUGGCGCUCUUUUUUUUGCAAUAGAAUGCCCAAGAAUAUAUUCGGAAGAUUAUCGGACUCGCAGCUUAACCGAUUUGGGCGCCACUCCGCUUAGACUGCAAGUCAUGUCUUGAAGCGCAAUCAUCUCUGCGGUUUCCCCGUAACUAGAUUCUAUUCGCAAGA
Molecule: messenger RNA, 16888 nt
Organism: Anopheles bellator
Lineage: Eukaryota; Metazoa; Arthropoda; Insecta; Diptera; Culicidae
Gene: tweek
Product: bridge-like lipid transfer protein family member 1
Exons: 19
Coding region: 1-16539 (5512 amino acids)
Biological process (GO): synaptic vesicle endocytosis
Source: RefSeq, a predicted model, not a curated record